UGAGCCGACCGGAAGUCGAGGCGCGCGACUUCCGGCGAGGCAUCGCCUGGGCCGCGAGUCCUCAACUCGCCCGCAACGCCGCCUUGGCGAGUCGCUGUUUCUCGCUGGGCGAUAAACUCUUUCUUUUCCCCCCACCCCAUUUCCUCCCACGACUCGCAACGUCAACAAAAUAAACGUGCGCACGAUGUAUUCAUUGGUGUGCUGAAGUUGUGGGGUGGGUGGGGAAGGAGAGCCGGGAAUAGCUGCUCGCAUUUGAGACCUGCCCUCGCGGGUCCAUCGUGAGCGAUCGGAGAGAAGCCAUGGCUGCCGUAUUCGCGGCGCCUGUGCCGAGCGUGCUGGACCAGGCAGCGCUCGUCAAGAAAUGUCUCCAGCAGGCGUACUCGCUCACCGACAGCAACACCCCUGAUGAGGCCAAGUUGAAGGCUAUGCAAGAAGUCAGUGAAAACUUUGAGAAUGUCACGACGUCGCCACAGUACCCAUUCUUCCUGGAGCACGUGAUCCCACGCUUCCUCACCUUCCUGCAGGAUGGGGAGGUGCAGCACCUGCAGGAGAGACCUCUCCAGCAACUGCGAAAGCUGGUGUUGGAGAUCGUCCACCGCAUCCCAACCAACGAACACCUGCGCAUCCACGCGAAGAACAUCCUCUCGCUGAUGUUCCGCUUCCUGGAGGUGGAGAACGAGGAAAACGUGCUCAUCUGCCUGCGAGUCAUCAUUGAGCUUCACAAGCAGUUCCGGCCGCAGAUAACGCAGGAGAUUCACCAUUUCCUGGACUUUGUGAAGCAAAUCUACAAGGAUCUUCCCAAAGUAGUGAACCGCUACUUCGAGAACCCUCAGCCAAUCCCGGACAAUGCUCCCUUGUCUCAGGAGAUGGUUGGGAUGGUAACGGCUGUGCAAGUGAAGGUCAACCCAGAGCGAGAGGACAGCGAGACCAGGACGCACACGCUCAUCCCGAAGGGCACUCUCUCACUCAAAGUCCUGGCAGAACUCCCCAUCAUCGUCGUGUUAAUGUACCAGCUGUACAAGCAGAGCAUCCACAAUGUGGUCGCGGAGUUCAUCCCUCUCAUCAUGAGCACCAUCACCCUGCAAGUGUCUCCGCAGGCCAAGCAAAACAAGCUGUUUAACAAGGAGCUGUACGCCGACUUCAUUGCAGCUCAGAUCAAAACGCUGUCCUUCUUGGCUUACAUUAUCCGAGUCUAUCAGGAGCUGGUGAGCAAGUACUCGCAGCAGAUGGUGAAGGGGAUGCUUCAGUUGCUCGCUGGCUGCCCACCCGAGACGGCUCACCUGCGCAAGGAGCUCCUCAUCGCCGCCAAGCACAUCCUCACCACGGACCUGCGCAACCAAUUCAUCCCCCAGAUGGACAAGCUGUUUGACGAGUCCAUCCUCAUCGGUUCUGGCUACACGGUCAGGGAGACGCUCAGGCCGCUCGCCUACAGCACGCUCGCCGACCUGGUGCACCACGUGCGCCAGCACCUGCCGCUGUCGGAGCUGGCACUGGCCGUGCGCCUCUUCUCACGGAACAUCGACGACGAGACUCUGCCCAGCAGCAUCCAGACGGUGUCGUGCAAGCUGCUGCUCAACCUCGUGGAGUGCAUCCGCUCCCGCAGCGAACAGGAGGGCGGCAACGGCCGCGAGGUGCUGCUGCGCAUGCUGGAGGUGUUCGUGCUCAAAUUCCACACAAUCUCCAAGUACCAGCUGCCGGCCAUCUUCAAGAAGUGCAAACCGCAGGCGGAGCUCAUUGGGGUCAUGCCCGGCAGCUCGGAGAUGAUGGCGCCUGCCACACCGGGCCCCGGUCCCAGCCCCAGCCCCUGCCCCACACCCACGUCGGUGGCUCCCUCCACGUCCUCCCAGGGCCCCUCCACACCGGGGACCCCCGGGGCGGUGGUCGGCGGUGGCGGUGGCCCGGGGCCACCGCUGCCUUCCGUCGCGUCCACAUCGCACCACAUGGGGGCGGCGGUGACGACGACGCCGCAGCAGCAGCAGCAGCCGCAGGGAAGUGGCGGCGGCGGUGGUGAGAGAGUGGCGCAAGGUGCCACGGAGCAAGCUGACAAGCAGCCGUUCUGCGUGGGCGACUGCCGUGGCCUGGUGAAGACCCUGGUGUGCGGAGUUAAGACCAUCACCUGGGGCAUCGGUUCGUGCAAGACACCCGGAGAUGCCACCGCUGUGCACAAGCAGUUUCAGCCGAAGGAGACGCAGAUAUUUAUCAAACUGGUGAAAUAUGCCAUGCAGGCUCUCGACAUUUACCAGGUGCAGGUGGGAGUGAACGGGCAGACAUACAUCCGAGCCGCCAACUCGCAGACGGUGCGCAUCAAGGAGGAGAAGGAGGUGCUGGAGCACUUUGCCGGAGUGUUCACCAUGAUGAACCCGCUGACCUUCAAGGAGAUCUUCCAGACCACGGUUCCCUACAUGGUGGACCGCAUCGCAAAGAACUACGCGCUGCAGAUUGUGGCCAACUCAUUCCUGGCAAACCCCAGCACAUCGGCGCUGUUUGCCACCAUCCUGGUUGAGUAUCUGCUGGAGCGUCUGCCCGAGAUGGGAUCCAACCUGGAACGCUCCAACCUCUACCUCAAGCUCUUCAAGCUCGUCUUCGGCUCCGUCUCGCUAUUCGCGGCCGAGAAUGAGCAGAUGCUCAAGCCCCAUCUGCACCGCAUAGUGACGAGUGCCAUGGAGCUGGCACAGACAGCGAAGGAGCCAUACAACUAUUUCCUGCUGCUACGGGCGCUCUUCCGCUCCAUCGGAGGGGGCAGCCACGAUCUGCUGUACCAGGAGUUCCUGCCGCUGCUGCCCAACUUACUGCAGGGCCUGAACAUGCUGCAGAGCGGCCUGCACAAGCAGUACAUGAAGGACCUGUUUGUGGAGCUGUGCCUGACGGUGCCGGUGCGCCUCAGCUCGCUGCUGCCCUACCUGCCCAUGCUCAUGGACCCGCUGGUGUCGGCGCUCAACGGCUCGCAGACGCUCGUGAGCCAGGGCCUGCGCACGCUCGAGCUGUGUGUCGACAACCUGCAGCCCGACUUCCUGUACGACCACAUCCAGCCCGUGCGCGCCGAGCUCAUGCAGGCGUUGUGGCGGACCCUGAGGAACCCCGCGGACAACAUCUCACAUGUGGCCUACCGCGUGCUGGGCAAGUUUGGCGGCAGCAACCGCAAGAUGCUGAAGGAGUCGCAGAAGCUGAGCUGGCAGGGCACCGAGACGCAGGGCCCCAGUGUCACCGUGGAGUUUCCCGACUGCAAGGCCUCCAUACAGCUGCCCAUGGAGAAGGCGAUUGAGACUGCCCUGGACUGCCUAAAGAGCGCCAGCACGGAGCCCUACUACAGGCGGCAAGCCUGGGAGGUCAUCCGUUGCUUCCUGGUCGCCAUGAUGUGCCUGGAUGACAGCAAGGUUCCGCUGCAUCAGCUACUAGCGCAUCCCAGCUUCACGGACAAGCCGGUACCGUCGGUGAUCAUCUCGCACCGCUUCAAGGCUCAGGACACGCCGGCGCGUCGCACCUUCGAGCAAGCGCUAACCGGCGCCUUCAUGUCGGCCGUCAUCAAGGACCUCCGGCCCAGCGCCCUGCCCUUUGUUGCCAGCCUCAUCCGCCACUACACCAUGGUGGCCGUGGCACAGCUGGCUGGCCCGUUCCCGCUGGGUGCCCACAAGCCCGACUCGCAGCUGAGCACGCUGAUGUUCCACGGCGAGGAGGGCGGCGCGCGUUGCAUGGACCCGCUGGUGCUGGUGGACGCCAUCGCCGUGUGCAUGGCGUACGAGGAGAAAGAGUUGUGCAAGAUCGGCGAGGUGGCGCUCGCCAUCAUCUUCGACGUCGCCUCCAUCAUCAUGGGCUCCAAGGAGAGGGCGAGCCAGCUGCCGCUCUUCUCGUACGUGGUGGAGCGCCUGUGCGCGUGCUGCUACGAGCAGGCGUGGUACGCCAAGCAGGGCGGCUGUGUGGCCAUCAAGUUCCUCAUGGAGCGCCUGCCUCUCGCCUGGGUGCUCCAGCAUCAGUACACAUUCCUCAAGGCCCUGCUCUUCGUCAUGAUGGACCUCACCGGGGAGGUGUCGAGCGGCGCCGUGGCGAUGGCGACGGCGACACUGGAGCAGCUGCUGGUGCGGUGCGCGUCGCCGCUGCGCGAUGACGAGCGCACCGCGGAGCUGGUGGCCUCGCAGGCCAAGGCGCUGCACGCGGCCACGCACGAGCUGGUGCGCGAGGUCACCUCGCCCAACCAGACGGUGCGCGCGCAGGCCAUGCGCUCGCUGCAGGUGCUGGCGCGCGCCACGGGCAAGAGCGUCGCCGACAUCAUGGAGCCCCACAAGGAGGUGCUCCAAGACAUGAUCCCACCCAAGAAGCACCUGCUGAAACAUCAGCCGGCCAACGCGCAGAUCGGCCUCAUGGAGGGCAACACCUUCUGCACGACGCUUCAGCCGCGCCUCUUUACCAUGGACCUCACCAUCAUGGAGCACAAGCUCUUCUUCUCCGAGCUGCUCACUCUGUGCGAGGCCGAGGACGCUGUCCUCAUGAAGCUGCCCUGCUACAAGUCGCUGCCCUCCCUGGUUCCCUUGCGCAUCGCUGCGCUCAAAGCGCUGGCGUCGUGCAACUACCUGGCCGAGGUUCGAGAGAAGAUCAUCGCGGCCCUCUUCAAGGCUCUCAACUCCAGCAACGACGAGCUGCAGAAGGCGGGCGAGUCGUGCAUGGAAAAGUUCCUGGAGGGCACAACCAUCGGUAUGGACCAGAUCCACAAUCUGAUGCGGCCGCUGCUGAUGCUUUUGGGCGACUACCGCAGCCUGAGCCUCAACGUCGUCCGUCGCUUCACCUCCGUCACCCGCCUCUUCCCCAGCUCGCUCAACGACAAAUUCUGCGACCAGAUCAUGCAACACCUGCGGAAGUGGAUGGAGGUGGUGGUGAUUGCUCACAAGGGAGGACAACGCAAUGACGGAUCGCCUGCCAUGGAGGGUCUGGAGAUGACGCUUGGGUGUGUCAGCCCGGCAGCGUUAGCUCCUGGCAAUUAUGGGAUUUCAUUGGAAAUGAAGAUUUGCGCGGCGAUCAUCAACCUGUUCCACCUGAUACCGGCGGCGCCGCAGACCCUGGUGAAGCCGCUGCUGGAGGUGGUGAUGAAGACUGAACGUGCCAUGCUCAUAGAGGCUGGUAGCCCAUUCCGGGAGCCACUCAUCAAGUUCUUGACUCGCUACCCAGCCCAGACGGUGGAGCUUUUCAUGAUGGAGGCCACGCUGAACGACCCGCAGUGGAGCCGCAUGUUCAUGAGCUUCCUCAAGCACAAGGACGCCAGGCACCUGCGCGACGUCAUCUCGGCGUCGCCCGUCCGCUUCGUGGGGCUGCUAGCGCCGGCCGCCGCCCCGCCCGCUCGGCCCGGCUCCCCAACCACCGCCCCCAGCAGUCGACUCGACCUGCAGUUCAACGCAAUCAAGAUCAUCAGCAUUCUGGUGAAGCACGACGAGAAGUGGCUGCCGGGCCAGCCGGGGCUGGUGAGCCACCUGCGGCGUGUGUGGGUGAGCGACGCUUUCCAGGAGCGCCACCGCAAGGAGAACAUGGUGACGUCGCACUGGAAGGAGCCCAAGCUGCUCUCCUUCUGCCUGCUCAACUACUGCAGGAACCACUACGGGGAGAUGGAGCUGCUGUUCCAGCUGCUGCGGGCGUUCACGUCGCCACUCCUCUGCAACGUCUCCUUCCUCAAGGAGUACAUGGAGGAGGAGCUUCCGCGCUCGUACGGCGUUGUGCACAAGAGAGCGCUCUUCUUCAAGUUCGUCGAGAUCUUCCACGACGCCACCUUCCCCGAGGAGCUCAAGGCCAAGGCUCUGCAGCACAUCCUCAUCCCUGCGUUCCAGAGCAGCUUCGAGAAGGCGGAAGGAGAAGCUCUGCUGGGGCCUCCCAACCCCGAGGGCGACAACCUGGAGAGCAUCAGCAGCGUCUUCAUCAACAAGGUGCUGGAGCCCGAGAAGCACGGCGAGAUGCUGGACUCGCUGCGGAUCGCCGUGCUGCAGUUUGCCGCGCUACUCGUGGAGCACGCUUCGCACCACAUCCACGACAACAACAAGAGCCGCAACACCAAGCUGCGCCGCCUCAUGACCUUCGCCUGGCCCUGCCUGCUCAACAAGACGUGUGUCGACCCCGUGUGCAAGUACCACGGCCACCUCGUGCUGGCGCACAUCAUCGCCAAGUUCGCCAUCCACAAGAAGAUCGUGCUGCAGGUGUUCAUCAGCCUGCUGAAGGCGCACGCGCUGGAAGCACGGCUGGUGGUGCGGCAGGCGCUCGCCAUCCUCACGCCGGCCGUGCCCGCGCGCAUGGAGGAGGGCAACCAGCUGCUGGCGCACUGGACGCGCAAGCUGAUGGUGGAGGAGGGCCACACGGUCCCGCAGCUCGUGCACAUCCUGCACCUGUUGGUGCAGCACUGCAGGGUGUACUACCCGGUGCGGCACAGCCUGGUGCAGCACAUGGUGUCGGCGAUGCAGCGGCUGGCGUUUACGCCCAGCGCCACGCUGGAGCAGCGCAAGCUGGCGGUGGACCUGGCCGAGGUGGUCGUCAAGUGGGAGAUGCAGAGGAUCAAGGACGCGCAGCCGGAGGAGGAGGAUGCGGAGCACCCGUCCUGCUCUGACGCAGCUGCAGCGGCGCUAAAACGAGGCCUCCCGGCGGAAUCGACGCAGGACGUCAAACGCUUCCGCGUGGCCACUGCAGCGCCCAUUGGGCGCAGCCAGGUGGUGCCGGUGGCGGAGCAGUUGGCGGCGAAGCCGAUCGACAAGCAGCAUACCGACACGGUGGUCAACUUCCUCAUCCGCAUCGCCUGCCAGGUGAACGAGACGACCGGCACCGUGGGCUCUCCGGGCGAGCUGCUGUCUCGCCGCUGUGUGAUGCUCCUCAAGACGGCGCUGCGCCCGGACAUGUGGCCCAACGCCGAGCUCAAGCUGCAGUGGUUCGACAAGCUGCUCAUGACCGUCGAGCAGCAGGCGCAGGCGAACCUGGCGAACAUCUGCACGGGCCUCGAGGUGCUGGCCUUCCUGCUGACGGUGCUGCCCCCGCCCACCGUGCUGGCGAGCUUCAAGCCGCUGCAGCGAGCACUCGCCGCCUGCAUGAGCUGCCCCAACACCAAGGUGCUGCGCGCCGUGCAGGGCCUGCUCUCCCGCCUCAUGAGCAGCUUCCCCACGGAGCCCAGCACGUCCACCGUGGCGUCCAAGUACGAGGAGCUGGAGAGCCUCUACGCGGCGGUGGGCAAGGUGAUUUACGAGGGCCUCACCAGCUACGAGAAGUCGGCGAGCAGCAGUCCUACGCAGCUCUUCGGCACGCUGCUGAUCCUCAAGUCGGCGUGCAGCAACAACCCGAGCUACAUCGACCGCCUCAUCUCCGUGUGCAUGCGCUCGCUGCAGAAGAUGGUCCGCGAUCACCUGACCCCGCAGACGACGCCAGGGGUGGCCGACACAGGGGCCGUGACGAGCGAGCUGAUCGUGUUGUGCCUGGAGCUGGUGAAAACGCGUCUGGCCGUCAUGAACAUGGAAAUGCGCAAGGGCUUCCUGCAGGGCAUCCUUACCUCGCUGCUCGAGAAGUCUCAAGACCCCAAGAUCCUGCGCGCCAUCGUGCGCAUCACCGAGGAGUGGAUGAAGAACAACUCGCCCAUGGCUGCCAACCAGACACCGACGCUGCGGGAGAAGACAGUGCUGCUCGUGAAGAUGAUGACGUACGUGGAGAAACGCUUCCCCGAUGACCUGGACCUGAACACUCAAUUCCUCGACCUCGUCAAUCACAUCUAUCGGGACGAGAGUCUGGCGGGCAGCGAGCUGACGGCGCGGCUCGAACCGGCUUUCCUUGCCGGCCUGCGUUGCCCGCAGCCCCAGACGCGAGCCAAGUUCUUUGAGGUCUUCGACACGUCCAUGCGGCGGCGCGUGUACGACCGCCUGCUCUACAUAUCCUGCUCGCAGAACUGGGAGGCCAUGGGCUUGCACUUCUGGAUCAAGCAGUGCGUCGAGCUCCUGCUGGCGGUGUGCGAGCGCGGCUCACCGCUGGGCACAGCGUGCCACGGCUCUACGCUGCCGUCCAUCACCAACGUGGUGAGCCUGGCCAACAGCCACGACCGCGCCGCCUUCGCCAUGGCCAGCCGCGUCAAGCAGGAGCCGCGCGAGAGCACGGACAGCAAGGACGAGGACGUGGACAUUGACAUCGACAUGGCCGGGAGCGACCAGGCCCACCAGCCGAAGGUGAAGGAGCACGGAGAGAAAGACGUGGGCAACCAGCUGCACCUGCUCACGAGUCGCCACGACAAGUUUCUGGACUCGCUCAGGGAGCUCAAGACGGGGCUGCUGCUCACGGCGUUUGCGCAGCUGUGCCACAACAGCACCCCACUGGCGGAGCGCACUUGGGUGCAGCUGUUCCCCCGCCUCUGGAAGAUACUGUCUGAGAGACAGCAGCACGCCCUGUCGGGAGAGCUGGGCCCGUUCCUGUGCAGCGGGAGCCACCAGGUGCAACGUGACUGCCAACCCAGCGCCCUUGCCUGCUUCCUGGAGGCGGUGACGCACUGCACGCCCGCCGUGCCGCUGCGGCCCGUGCUGCUCAAGCACCUGGGCAAGACGCACAACCUGUGGCUGCGCGCCGCCCUCUGCCUGGAGCAGCAGGCGCUCGAGAGCCCCGGGCUGGGCCUGCAGAUCAAGCCGCGCUCCACCGCCGCCACGGGCGAUGUUUACCAGCAGGACCCCAUCACGCCGCCGCAGCAGGAGAUUCUGGAUUCUUUGUCGGAGCUCUACUCCCAGCUGCAGGAGGAGGACAUGUGGGCAGGACUCUGGCAGAAGCGCUACAAGUUCCCCGAGACCUCGACGGCCAUCGCUUACGAGCAGCACGGGUUCUUUGAGCAGGCCCAGGAGAUGUACGAGAAAGCGAUGGAGCAUGCGAGGAAAGAGCACGAGAAGGGGAACGCUUCCCCCUCUGUCUUCCCCGAGUACCAGCUGUGGGAGGAACACUGGAUUCGCUGCUGCAAGGAGCUCAACCAGUGGGAGGCGCUGACGGAGUACGGGCAGGCCAAGGGCCACGUGAACCCCCACCUCGUGCUAGACUGCGCCUGGAGGGUCUCCAACUGGGGAGCCAUGAAGGAGGCGCUUGCGCAGGUGGAGUCGAGCUGCCCGCGCGAGCUGGCCUGGAAGGUGAACAUGUACCGCGGCUACCUGGCCGUGUGUCACCCCGAGGAGCAGCACCUUGCGGCCGUGGAGCGCCUGGUGGAGACGGCGAGCGGGCAGGCGAUCCGCGAGUGGCGCCGCCUGCCGCAGGUGGUGUCGCACGUGCACACGCCGCUGCUGCAGGCCGCGCAGCAGGUGAUGGAGCUGCAGGAGGCGGCGCAGAUCCACGCGGGCCUGCAGCCCGGCAGCCUGGGCCGCCACAACAGCCUGCACGAUAUGAAGGCCAUCGUGAAGACGUGGCGCAACCGCCUGCCCAUGGUGUCCGACACACUGUCGCACUGGAGCAGCAUCUUCAUGUGGCGCCAGCAUCACUACCAGGCGAUCGUGACGUCGUACGAGGCAUGCUCACAGGGCGACCCCAACGGCAGCCAGGCCCUGCUGGGCGUGCACGCCUCCGCCUCAGCCAUCAUCCAGUACGGCAAGAUGGCCCGCAAGCAGGGCCUCGUCGGUGUGGCUCUGGACUCACUCAGCCGCAUACACACCAUCCCCUCCGUGCCCAUCGUCGACUGCUUCCAGAAGAUACGCCAGCAGGUCAAGUGCUACCUGCAGAUGGCGGGCGUCAUGGGCAAGAACGAGUGCAUGCAGGGACUGGAAUUGAUCGAGUCAACGAACCUCAAGUUUUUCACCAAGGAGAUGACGGCGGAAUUCUACGCGCUCAAGGGGAUGUUCUUGGCUCAGAUCAACAAAUCGGAGGAGGCCAACAAGGCCUUCUCGGCGGCCGUGCAGAUGCACGACGUGCUGGUGAAGGCGUGGGCCAUGUGGGGCGACUACCUGGAGGCCGUGUUCGUUAAGGAGCGCCAGCUCCACCUGGGCGUCUAUGCCAUCGCCUGCUACCUGCACGCCUGCCGUCACCAGAACGAGCACAAGUCCCGCAAGUACCUGGCCAAGGUGCUGUGGCUGCUGAGCUUCGAUGACGAGAAGAACACGCUGGCGGAGGCGGUCGACAAGUACUGCGUCGGCGUCCCUCCCAUCCAGUGGGUGGCGUGGAUCCCGCAGCUCCUCACCUGCCUGGUGUGCAGCGAGGGGAAGCUGCUGCUCAACCUCAUCAGCACGGUGGGCCGUGUCUACCCACAGGCAGUCUACUUCCCAAUCCGUACGCUCUACCUGACGCUCAAGAUCGAACAGCGGGAGCGCUACAAGAGUGGCGAGGUCCUGGCUGGUGGUGCUGCCGGUGGGGCCGGCAGUGGCGGCGGCGGGGGUGGCGGCGGUAGCAGUGGUGGUGGCGGUGGUGGCGGUGCCACCGCCGACUCGCGCCGCGCCACGCCAGCUGGUGCCGUAACUCCUGGCUCGAAGCCUGGUGGGGGUGCUGCUUCUGUGUCGGGGAUCAUGACCUCUGUGUCAUCGUCGCAUGUAGCGUCCGGUUCGCCCGGUCCAGGAGGAGGAGGCACACAGGAGCAGGCAGGCACCGGCAUCGUCGGGAGUCAGCAGGUGCCUGGCUCGAGCCCGGACCCGGGCCCCAUCCGAGCGACGGCGCCGAUGUGGCGCUGCAGCCGCAUCAUGCACAUGCAGCGCGAGCUGCACCCUACGCUGCUGUCCUCGCUCGAGGGCAUUGUCGACCAGAUGGUGUGGUUCCGUGAGAACUGGCACGAGGAGGUGCUAAGGCAGCUGCAGCAGGGCCUGGCCAAGUGCUACUCGGUGGCGUUUGAGACGCGCGGCGGCGUGACGGAGGCGCGCAUCACGCCGCACACGCUCAACUUCGUCAAGAAGCUGGUGAGCACGUUCGGCGUGGGCCUCGAGAACGUCUCCAACGUCUCCACCAUCUUCUCGAGCGCCGCGUCCGAGUCGCUCGCUCGCCGCGCACAGGCCACCGCCCAGGACCCCGUCUUCCAGCAGCUCAAGGGGCAGUUCACAACCGACUUUGACUUCAAUGUGCCCGGCUCCACGAAACUGCACAACCUCAUCUCCAAGCUGAAGAAGUGGAUCAAGGUGUUGGAGGCCAGGACAAAGCUGCUGCCCAAGUUCUUCCUCAUCGAGGAGAAGUGCCGCUUCCUGAGCAACUUCUCGGCUCAGACGGCCGAGGUGGAGAUCCCCGGAGAGUGCCUCCUUCCCAAGCCCACGCACUACUACAUCAAGAUCGCCAGGUUCAUGCCGCGGGUGGAGAUCGUGCAGAAGCACAACACGGCGGCGCGGCGCCUCUACAUCCGCGGCCACAACGGCCGCCUCUACCCCUACCUGGUGAUGAACGACGCCUGCCUCACCGAGUCGCGGCGUGAGGAGAGGGUCCUGCAGCUGCUGCGGCUCCUCAACCCAUGCCUCGAGAAACGCAAGGAGACCGCCAAGAGGCACCUGCUGUUCACUGUGCCACGCGUGGUGGCGGUGUCCCCGCAGAUGCGGCUCGUCGAGGACAACCCCUCGUCGCUCUCCCUGCUCGAGAUCUACAGGCAGCGCUGCGCCAAGAAGGGCAUGGAGCACGACAACCCCAUCUCGCGCUACUACGAGCGCCUCGCCACCGUGCAGGCGCGCGGCACCCAAGUCAGCCACCAGGUGCUGCGCGACAUCCUCAAGGAGGUGCAGGCGAAUAUGGUUCCACGGGGAAUGCUGAAGGAGUGGGCUCUGCACACGUUUCCCAGCGCCACCGACUACUGGACCUUCCGCAAGAUGUUCACUGUGCAGCUGGCCUUGCUGGGCUUUGCCGAGUUCGUGCUGCACCUCAACCGCCUUAACCCGGAGAUGAUUCAGAUCGCACAGGACACGGGCCAGCUAAGCGUGGCCUACUUCCGCUUCGACAUCAACGACGCGACGGGCGACCUGGACGCCAACCGUCCCGUCCCGUUCCGCCUCACGCCCAACGUGUCCGAGUUCCUGACGCCCGUCGGCGUCGCUGGCCCGCUCGCCGCCUCCAUGAUCGCCAUCGCGCGCUGCUUCGCGCAGCCGUCGUUCAAGGUCGACGGCAUCCUCAAAGCCGUGCUGCGGGACGAGAUCAUCGGCUGGCAGAAGAAGACGGCCGAGGACGGGCAGGGCGGCCCCGCCACCGGCACGAGCGGCGCCACGGUGGGCGGCGCCGGCGGCAGCUCGGGCGGCGGUGGCCAAAUGGAGGGCACGGACUCGCAGCAGCUGGUGGCCCUGCUGCAGAAGGCGUCGGCGGCGGUGCUGACGCGGCUGCACUCGCUGGCGCAGUUCGAGUGCGCCGAGAGCAAGGUCACCACGCUGGUGGCGGCGGCGAACAGCCCCGACAACCUCUGCCGCAUGGACCCAGCCUGGCACCCGUGGCUCUGAGCUGUAGCGUGGGGUUGAGGUGCAAACGGGGUGAGGAUGUCUCUGCCCACCUGGUGAGAGAGACAUAUAUAUGAAGACAGAGUCUAUAUACACAGGCUGUAGAUUUGGAACACUACAGUUGCGGGGUUAGAUUUCAGCAGCCAUUCUCUAAUUGGCAGAGUCAGGCUCGCUUGAAUAAAGGCUGGCGAGAACUGCCCAUCGUACAGGCACGAGAGAACCCCCCCUCUCCACGAUAUUGGCUCCAUGUCCGUUGCAAAAUGAUAGAGGACAAAAUAAUCACCGGCGUCGUUGUGGAGAACAGUUCCGCAUGUAGGUUGUCAUUCACAACACUGCUCACGAUUGUAUUCGUCGUGGUUCGGGUGAUCAAUUGCAUCUGUACUGACGUGGGGAUAACCGGCCCAGUAACAUGAGAAAAGUUAUAGUGGAGCAGUGGCACUGUGUUUAGAGCGCUGUGAACCCAACUGCUCCAGUUCGAUUCCCGGACCAUGGCUAACAUAUCGGCGGGCGAACCGUUCCUGGGUCAUCCGACCCGCCACUCCCCCCAACCCCUUCACCAACCGCGCGGUGAAGUAUGGUCAAACGACCCCCAUGACAGACACAAGUGUUGUGAUGAGGCUUCUUCAUCCAGCAGUGGAUUGACCGCGCUGUACAUAUGUAAAUACACGGAUCGGUCAUCACGGUCAAUUCCGUUGACACCGCUCCAACACCUCCUCCUCCCCCGGACAGAAGGUGGACGACACAACUCCACGCUUUAUACGUUAUUACGGAGGGCGGCGUGGCUCUUUACCCAGUUCUAUAUCCUCCUGAAGACCGUGGCCUAGGCCGUGACGGAGACACGCGCGCCGCAGCGGGAGCCGGGCGGCUUGUUUCGAAGCUCGCUCCCGGCAGGCCGUGGUUGAGUACGCGAGCGGACGAGGCGCCCCCCCCCCACCCCCCCCCCCCCCGUGGGUCUUCGCCCACUUGCGUGAGAAGUUUUAUUGGUCGUGCGCCAGGUAGCCGAGCACCACCGGCACCCUCCCUCCCGACUGAGAUUGCCCCGCGUUCCAACCCAGUGUUCCUUCCACGUAAGUCUGCCAACGUUUUCUCUGCGAGCGUGUAGGGUGGGUUCAGGAGCCCUGUGCCUGAGACGGACGCGGCCAGUGUGUCGGCGGCUGGUGCUUGUGUGUGUGUGUGGCGGGGUCGGGAAACAGUGCGAGAAAAUCAGGUGAAUUCGCUGGUCCCCAGCCCCGUACCGGUUCAUCCGUUGGUGCCAGCGAAAGUAAUUUCGUCCCAACGGCUCAUUUGUGUUCCACAGUGCACAAGUGACGUUGCGUUUGUGUGCGUCUUGUCUUUGUGCUUGUGUGUCUGUGUGUGUGCGGAGCGGUAGUGUGGCGUUUAGCGUGCUGCGCUACAAACCCGGCGCCCAGAGUUCAAUUUCCAACAACAGCCAACAAGUCAUUGGAGAAUAUCUGAACCUGUUCUGGGCCUCCCCUAGGUCAACUCAGCCUUAUUUAAUGAGUACCCAGUGCAGUGUGUGUAUGUAUCAUCGUUACUGGGGAGACAUAGUGGUCCGAAGCGUGGUGUAGGCCACACCACCCAUUUAGUGCACCGUGUCGGCCUUCUUCGGUGCUCACUAAUAGCCACAACAUCAACGCUGGCCCCAACAGUGCCAUCGUAGGCUACACAGGGGUACGUGUGUAGUACGUGUGUCUGUUUUUUGUUGUUGUAGCAGCAGAGGGCUAAAAACGUAGCGACGGGCGUAAAUGAGAGCGUGGUCUUCCCGGAGACUCACUCGGGCUGGCUUGUCUGCCGGCGGUCAGUCGGCUUUGCAAGAGUUGUUCAAUUUCGGAGAUUCCGUUACAUUCCAACGCAACGCGCCCACUCAGUCCUCACUCUGGUUUUUGUUGUUGUUCUUCAUAGCUAUUAGUUGUCCAAGAAGACGGUGCUUAAAAUUAAAUAAGCAAAAGCCGUUUUUUUUGUUUGUUUCACACAAGUGUAACGCACGCGUUCAAUCGCUAAGUUGGUGCCCUCGCGGUGCAAGGUUCCCGAGUGAGUGUGGACACGUCUUGAAUCGGGAUGAAGGGUGUGUUAUUUGAACAGAAACGUUGAGCGAGUGAGUGGCCACAUCCCAAAUGUCCCUGUGAUGCCAGCUUGUUUUGAGAUUGGCGGUCGGGUUUUUGAUACGAAGUACGGUCGCGUCGGGACUUGCCAGACGUUUUAGAUUUAAAUGUGGGAAGAGUGUUUUCCAAGUGGUAAAUGUGGUUUCCCACCAUGUUGCGGCCACAGGUCUAGGCCGUGACGAUUUCACGUUUAAAACCCUUUUCAGUUCCGCCGCGUUCGACGGAGACACCUCAACGGCCGGGCUGUCCCUUCUGCUUUUUGUUGAAAGAGUAAUAAAUACAUGUAUUUGGUAUUUUC
Messenger RNA from Petromyzon marinus (sea lamprey), 14747 nucleotides. RefSeq names its product transformation/transcription domain associated protein (gene TRRAP). Gene Ontology annotation, molecular function: protein binding. Gene Ontology annotation, biological process: DNA repair; regulation of DNA-templated transcription. The record is from RefSeq and is a predicted model, not a curated record. NCBI's taxonomy places the organism in Eukaryota, Metazoa, Chordata, Hyperoartia, Petromyzontiformes, Petromyzontidae. Gene Ontology annotation, cellular component: SAGA complex; nucleus; NuA4 histone acetyltransferase complex.